GACAUUUUUAACGACCACAGACGUCAGUUUUCAGGGACUCGAUUUCGGUGUUUGGAGAGAGAAGGCAACAUCAUGGCGUCUGGAGCCGGAGACCCGUCCACUGGACAUGAUGCAGAAUUGGACGAAUUAUUGGACAGUAAGUAAUAAGAUGAAGUUUCAGGAGUGAGUUUCCUUAGUUUUGACGCUCCCGGGGGUUUAAAGCGAUGUUGUUCCUCUCUGUUAGCUCAUAUGUUCAGUGGGACCUCCUCCCAUUUCAGUCCAGGGUUUCGACAAACAGCUCCAAACUUCACUGUGACAGUUGAUUAUUUCAUGCGCCACAACAACCCCGUACAGUUAAACCUGCCGUGGACCGUGUGAUAAAGGACUCUUGGGUUUCUAAUGGGAGUUAAUUCAGCUGUAAACAACAAUUAUCAACUGUAAUGCCCUUGAGCUUUUAUCCAGUCGGAUUUAGAUUCAAUCAAAGUUUGACUCUCUUUCUGGAAAUCCUGUACGCCUGGUUCUCCUCUCUAAAGAGAGGGGGGACCACCCUGCCUUUCAUCAACUAUACAGGGAUACAGAUCUUGCAUAUUCUAGCAUGACAAUGACAAACUAGAUUCUGCAUGGCUCUGUAGUAGAAGAGUGCUGCUGCGAAACUGGCCUGCCUGCACUCCUGACGCAUCCCCUGUUUCCAUAUGUCGAGUUUAAAUGUUUUGCAAACCAUCAAAUUUGGAUUUCAUUAACAUUUGACAAAAUACAACAACGUUUUGAAAAACUGGGGUUGUAUAAAAAGCUCAAAUGCCAUUGAAAUUCAAUUUUCCGUAUAGUACUAUAGUACUGUCAUUGUGGGCGGCAGUAGCUCAGGAGGUAGAGCGGUCGUCCAAUGACCGGAAGGUUGGCGGUUCGAUUUCCCCCUAAUCCAAGUCUGUCCGUUGUGUCCUUGGGCAAGACACUUAACCCACCUUGCUCCCAGUGUGUGUCCUCCACUGGUGUAUGAUUGUGAGUGUUGUGUGGUGGUGGUCGGAGAGACCGUAGGCGCAGAAUUUUUCCACCACCACCAAAGUGCGUGAGCGAAUGAAUGAUGUAUCCAAUGUAAAGCGCUUUGAGGGUCUCUGAUAAAGCGCUAUAUGAAAUCUGAUGCAUUACUAUGAGGAGAAGUAUUACAUCAAACUCAAAUAUAACUCAUAACAAAAGAGGUGACUGUUGUUUUUUUACAGCUUCAAAAUAGUUUCAAUCUCUGCUGGAAUAUAUCAAAAACUGUGUGAUAUGCAGCAUUACCUAAGAGGAAGAUACAAUAUAUGUUACUGUUAAGCUUUAUAACACUGUAUGAGAUGGAAAGAUUUGCCACACAAGCUGUUUGAGUCGACUUUAACUCCUUUCUAAACCUUUUUUUCCAGAUGAUGUUCACUACAAAUGUGGAUAUGUACUAUAUAAAGAAUAAUCACGAGUGUCAUUAGUUUACAUAUUACAGCAGCCUCGUCUUCCUGGGGUCCACCGUAGCUUUCAAGUAGCGACAGUGUAUUAACGAAUUUACAUACUGUGUAACAUUUUCCAUUAAUGAGAUAACAGAUUGAUCCCUGAUAGAAAACAUGUCAAAAUAAACUGAUCUUGACUGCAGCAUCCACUUUCUUGUGUUCCAGGUGCCUUGGAUGAUUUUGACAAGACUCCAGCUCCUCCAGCCCCAGAACCUGCUGCUGCUUCCUCCUCAGCCAGCUGUGGUCCAGAGAAGGUUUGUUUGAAGUUCUCUGUGUUUUGCUUUUGUUGUUAAAAGGAAAGUCUCAACUUUUUUGAACUUCAGGGGAUGUUUAGUGAUAGGAAAUAAAGACGUAUCUGAUGGCAUGGAGUCUUCUCUUGAGCCUCAAAGUUGUUCUCCUUUGUGUAGCCGCCUCUGCUUGAAGACUGCAAACUCUUCGAGACCCUGUUCGAGGGGGAUAUGGCUGCCCAAGCCAAGGAGGAAUGGGAGAAGGCCAUGACCGAGCUGGCUCAGGAGGAGCCUGAGUUACUGCAGCACUUCCAUAAACUGUCAGAGGCUGCUGGCAAAGUUGGUAAGGCUUCUUUGCAUCAUUCCUGCUUCUUUUAUAUUCUUAAUUUUUUGAUCUCAGAGUCGAAAAACUGACUGUGUAUUCUGUUCAGGCACUGACACCGCCUCCCAGCAAGAAUUCACCUCCUGUCUCAAAGAAACCCUCCGGGGUUUGGCCAAAAAUGCAGACAACCUGCAGGUGGGUAAAGACAGGGUUCAUGAAUUUCAGGUUUUCCAUCCUAAAGAGGGGACCCUUGAAUGAUACAUAACAGGUGUAGUCACUUUUAGUAAUGAACUGCAGGUCAGCUUCUACGGUUUCUAUGGUUACAGGACGCUCUUUGCCCAGUGCCCAAAUUUCCUUUCUACAUCCGAGUUUAUCACUUAAAAAGCUGUCCAACAAUUUGCAUUAUAAAAAUGAAUCAAAUCCUGAGUUAUGAUAAAGUUAAGUUUCACGCUGUUAUGUGGUUUUAAAAGAUUUCACAUUGCUUUCAUAAGGGGCUUUAUUCCUUUUUCGUGUCUCUCUGUGGUAUGAAAUGCUAAAGACUGAUUUGAAAAGCUUCUCAAACUAUCUGCAUUGUCCUCUUUCAGUCCUCAGGCUUAGCGGGGGAUGACCUUGUGAAGGCUCUGGAAGGCCUGGGAUUGGAAGAGGGCGGUGAAGGAGGCGAUGAUGGAAACAUCCUUCCUAUCAUGCAGUCCAUCAUGCAGAAUCUCCUCUCUAAAGAAGUGCUGUAUCCUUCGCUCAAAGAGAUCACUGCCAAGGUUUGCAUCUAUCUUACAAGCACACAUUAUGUACCCCAGGCUCUCUUUAAUGCUUCACUCAUAAAUAUCUCUUGUACUCACAGUAUCCUGAGUGGUUGGAUGCUAACAAGCCAAAUUUAAGCCCAGAGGACUUCCAACGCUAUGAGCAGCAGUCUAAAAUCAUGGGGGAGAUCUGUAAGCUCUUUGAGAAGGAGGAGGAGGGAGCAGCGGAUAAAGAGAGCACCUUUGAGAACAUCAUGGACCUGAUGCAAAAGGUUGGCACACUCUGCCUCUCACUCCAGGGCUGCUGGUUACAUAUGAAUGAAAGUGUGGGAAAUGAAUCCGAUUCAGUCUGUUGCUUCUUGCUUUUAGAGGGUUUAGAUUUUGAACCAGUUUAGAUCUCUUCUGUGAUCGUACACACAUGCAAAUGAAUCACCUGUUACAUUACCAUUUGGCAGAUUAGCGUGCACAAAGGUUUAUUGUUGUACAUUUCAUGAAUGGACCUUUUUCUUUUGUUAAAUAAUGUAACACUUAUGUUCACAUAAUGUUUUAUUUACAGCUGCAAGACCUCGGCCAACCGCCUAAAGAGCUGGCAGGUGAUACGGUGAGUUUUCUGCUGCUCUCAGUCAACAACAUUAAGAGUUACAAUAUUGUUUAUGUCCAAAAUGAAUAGCUAAAGAUAUUUCACUGCUACUCUCAGUUCAAAAGGAUUUUUUUAUUUAAGGACUUUGGUGCCUGUCCAUGUUUUCUUAUCAAGCUUAAAGCAAAAGGCAUGUUGACGAUGCAUAGUUCAAAUAAUCAUGCAUAAUGAACUGUUAUGUAAUAAUGGGUGUUAUUAUGAUCAAAUAGCUAUAUUUUAAUAAACAGCUGAAAGAGGGAAUAUCGGCAUUCUAUAUCAGCCAUCCGCUGACCAGUUCUGUAAAUGUUUACACCAGCUUUGGAAAAAAACAUCUUGGUGGCCUGAUACCCAGAGGGCAACCUGCAGUGUCUGCAGAUAUGAUGUUUGUAUUUUUCAUUCGGCCUCAUGGUUGGAGGUAUCAGCUGAUGCAGGUUAUUUCAAAAUGCAGUUCUUCAGCCUAAUUUGUUCGGUACCUCUGUCAUCAAAUGUGUGAAUUAGCCGUAGCUGGUUAGCCUGUCAGCUUAGCCUCCAGAGCCGGUCAAAAUAGUUGGUAGCAGACAAACUGUGAUCCCAAAUCACUGAAACCUUCUUCUAAUGGAAAGACUCUGAAUGGAUAUGAUUGGCAGAGAUGUUGAGUUGCAUGUUUGGAUGUGAUGUGGGAUCACAGUUCAUCUGCUUUCAGUGACUUUGAUUAGCUGGACAAACAGGCCAGACUGGCUCAGACUGAAUUAGUUUUGUAACUAAACAGCCACGCUGUCGAUGCACAUAAAAGACAUCCAAAUAAACACACGGUCCCUUCUUUCAAUCGAUAUAUUGCAUUUAUGAACAAGCAGCAGUGAUUGGUGACAUAUCACAGUUCCAGAACUGGAUACAUGCUGCAGAACCACUCGUGUAUGGUAUUCACUCUUUGUGUCAUACCAUUGACCACUUUUCAGUCCCGCUUGAAUUCUGAAAUAGAAAAUAGCAACAAACCAGCUUGUUUUUUCCUUCAUUCUUAUUUAUUUUGGACUCAUAACGACCUUUUUCUGACCAUGGACAGAGAGCAAAAUCAAGGUGUAAAGAUAGGUGUAGCUGUGGGUGUCUAUAAUGCCAAAUUAAUAACUUUUAUUUGCAUCUCCUUUCAUUCCACUUGACUCUAACAUGACUGUAUCCUCCCUUUCCCUCCAGCCCCCUGGCUUCAACUUCGACAUGGAGUCCCUCAAUCUCCCAGGAGGCCCCGGAGCGGGGGCAGCAGAGCAGUGCUCCAUCAUGUGACGAGGUGGUGGUGCGGUCCAUCAGAAGCACUGGAGCCAGAGGGUCACUCUGUGUGGGCGUCAGAGACAGUCAGGCAGCAAAGGCAGGAGGAGAUGACAGAGAGAGGAGUGAAUGUGAGGCAUGAGUUUGACCGGACUGUCGACACUAUUCUCCUUCAAGCAGAAGGUGUGUGUGGGUGCAGGAACAUCAGGAGGAGGCAGGAAAAGCUACAGGAACCACACGUGCAAACACAAACGCUUCUGUUUUAAAUCACUGACCGCACAGAUGAGAACACUUCUACAUCCCUGCGUUUGACUGUCAGCGGUCUCCAUUAGCCCUUUAGCGGUUUAAUUUUAGCAUCAUUCCUUUAGUAUGAAAACACAGCUGCAGUUCUCUGUCUUAUUAGCAACGGUUUAGCGACUCGGUUAAAAUCUACCAAACCACUUCACGGGUAUGAAUAGUGCCUUUGCAAAAUGACUUUUAUUGUGUAAUUUUAGGCCUCAUCACAACGAACCGACUUUGAUAUCGUUCAGUUAAGCACUUCUGACUGCAGCCUCAAAAUGAAUUCAUGAGCUCAUCCCCAACAUACACCAAGAUAGUUUGGUACCUCGUUCAUUUGACUCCUUUGUUUCUGUACAGUCUGUAUAGGAUCUAAAUGAAGAGCUAAUCUAUUAACAUGUAAGGAAAUGGAGAUAACUGUGUGUACAUGAGUUAAUUAUUUAUAAGAAUCAAAAAAAGACUAAAGAGGAUUGAACACCUCAUCAAAAGUUCCCGGUUCCUCCUGUAAUCCAGCCAGAUUAUUUGGCAAUAAAACAAAGACCCAUUCCCUGUUACUGCCCCCCAGUAUGGAUUUAAAGUGAUUGCCAUGAUGAUUCCUGAAUGCCUUUGCUGUGGUUACAGUGAUCAUUAUAGUGUAGAGUUACGUGCAAAGUACUUCCCCUGUGAAUCCCUGUGUGUUUAAUGUUCAGAGUGGUGUUUUCUUUGGUAUGGGUUCCCUGUUAGGAAAGAAAAAAAAACACUUCAGAGGUAUUCACGAGCUGUUUACCGCCUGAUUACAUGAACGUAUAUCCUGUGCCCUUCUGUUUAAAGUACAUUAUGCUCUUUCCAGAAAAGGUGGGUAAAAACAGCCUGAUGUUAGCACAUUUCAGCUGCUGUUUGUUUACCCCACAGGCUGCUGAUGUCCAUGGACAAAAUUUACUGCUAUGACCAUACAGACAGGUCCAGAAAAGACACGACCAACAGAUCAUCAAUAACUGUAUAAUAAAGGGUUAUUGUAAAAGGAUUCAGUCAACCGUGCGCUGAAAAGAGCGCAGAUUUACAUGAAACACGGCUGAGGGUACGCUGCUUUUGAGGGCCAUAGAGGCCUGUGGUUGUCACUGCAGGGAGUUCAGCAGGAGUGCAAUCUAUUCAACUCUCAGGGGCUGAUGUUAAUUUGCCCAGAGCACCGUUUAAGAAAUGCAUCCUUACAUUUGACACUGUAGUCUUUGUUUUGUAAAUAUAUGAAAUAAAAUAUGUUUCAAAUCA
This is a messenger RNA of Xyrichtys novacula (pearly razorfish), 6110 nucleotides long. The record is from the annotation of a GenBank genome assembly. Lineage: Eukaryota; Metazoa; Chordata; Actinopteri; Labriformes; Labridae.